This is a messenger RNA of Poecilia reticulata (guppy), 836 nucleotides long. The record is from RefSeq and is a predicted model, not a curated record. Lineage: Eukaryota; Metazoa; Chordata; Actinopteri; Cyprinodontiformes; Poeciliidae.
AUGGACUGCAACAAUCUGACGGUAUAUUCUUCUACACCUUCUCCGCUGCUGCUGGAGGAAUUAGGUCUCCCCUCGGACCUAAACUCGCCCAGGAGACAGAGGCCGCGGCAGAGGUCAAAGAGGGAGUCGAGCGGAGCAGUUCCUGCCAGUCCGAACCCGUGGCUGGGAUCGCGGCUGGUACUUUGCCCUCCCGGAUAUGGACCUCGCCGUUACUGCCACCCUGAGGCGCCGGAGAUUCCGGCCCCUGGGCACCGACGUCAACACCGCCUUGAGCUGCCGGAGGUCCCGGCCCCUGGGCAAAGCCUGCAGCUGCCUCCGGUUCCCGCGCCGAGGCGGCGUCUGUCUCCGCCCCCAGAGUUCCCCGUGCCCGCUGCUGAUGAGCAGCCACCUUGCUUCCCCGAGUUUCCCUUGGCUCCACCCCCUGAGUUUGCUGACGACCCGAGUCCGCUGCUGGUGUGCAGCUCCCCAGUGCUCCUCCCGAGACUUCAGCCGGCCGUUCUGCCGGCCUGCCAGAACCUGCCGCUGGUGCGGCGUCCCCAGUGUCUGCUAGGCCCGAGCUCCCAGUGUCCUGCUAGGCCUGAGCUCCCAGUGUCCUGCUCCGCCCGGCCGCGGCUCAAGCUCCGCCUCCUGCGUCGCCGCCCACCGCGGCUCAAGCUCCGCCUCCGACUUCGCUACCCUCCGCGACCUCUGCUCCGCAUCCAACGUCACCAUCCACCGUACCGCCCACGUGAGCUUCACCUCCUGUGCCAUGGGCGGUCCCCGGACUGUUUUCUUGUGUUGAGUUCCUGUUUGGAUUUAGUUCUGUUUUCUGGACUAUAAUUUUUGUUCAGUAUAAA